Messenger RNA from Neurospora hispaniola, 1494 nucleotides. Its product is annotated as serine/threonine-protein kinase hal4. Gene Ontology annotation, molecular function: ATP binding; protein serine/threonine kinase activity. The record is from RefSeq and is a predicted model, not a curated record. NCBI's taxonomy places the organism in Eukaryota, Fungi, Ascomycota, Sordariomycetes, Sordariales, Sordariaceae. Gene Ontology annotation, cellular component: cytosol. The transcript is spliced from 2 exons. Gene Ontology annotation, biological process: protein phosphorylation; intracellular monoatomic cation homeostasis; intracellular signal transduction. The coding region runs from base 1 to 1494 and encodes 497 amino acids.
AUGGCGAGCAGCACCUCAGACGCCAAGUCUGCGUCUUCGCAGCGCACUUCACCUUCACAGACGUCGUCCAUCAAGUCCUUCGACCUUUCCUCGAGAUCCCCGCAUCUUGCUGCCCAGAACGGCCACCCCGUCCCGACCAGCUCUGCCGAGCAAUUGCCAAAACCUUCCGAAAAGGCUUCGGUCAAGGACCGCUUGACUCGCAUGUUCUCGACAAAAGACCCCGGUCGCGUUGCUGCUGCAGCAGAUGCAGCUACCUCGAGAAACACCACCCCGGGUAACCGCAGCACAGCUCCAUCCCCGCCGCCGUCGGCGAGCUCGAAGCCUGUCCCUCAGCGCAAGAUGUCCAUCACCGAUGCCAAGGCCAAGACGAACGGCAAUGCGCCGCCUUCACGCUUCGUCCUUAUCCCCGAGGCCCAAGGCGGUCACGAGCACCACCUGAAGUCAAGUCGCCGCCAGGAGAAGCUAACCGAUAUGAUCAAGGGCUUCCUCGGCAGGAAGAUUGAACAGCCAGCCCCCGAAAACGACCUGUCUUUGGUUUCCAGCUGGGUCGACACUCUCAAGCAAGAAAAGGAUGGUCUUGCCACGGCAGAGAAGAAGGGCGUAAGCACUGCGCCUACCACUCUGGUCGAAAAAUACGGCAAAUGCCAGGAGAUCAUUGGCCGUGGAGCCUUUGGUAUCGUGAGGAUCUCGCACAAGAAACUGGAGAAUGGUCUCGGAGAGAAGCUUUUUGCCGUCAAGGAAUUCCGCCGCAGGCCCGAGGAAACGGAAAAGAAGUAUAGCAAACGCUUGACUGCCGAGUUCUGCAUCUCCUCCUCCCUCAGACAUCCCAACGUGAUUCACACCCUUGACCUUAUUAAGGACGCCAAGGGGGAUUUUUGCGAGGUGAUGGAAUUCUGUGCUGGAGGCGAUCUUUACACCCUUGUCCUUGCCGCCGGAAAACUCGAGGUUCAGGAGGCGGACUGCUUCUUCAAGCAAAUGAUGCGUGGUGUCGAGUACAUGCAUGAGAUGGGUGUUGCUCAUCGUGACCUGAAGCCCGAGAACCUCCUCCUCACCACCCACGGUGCCCUCAAGAUCACCGACUUUGGCAAUGGCGAAUGCUUCCGUAUGGCUUGGGAGAACGACGCGCAUAUGGUUUCCGGUCUGUGUGGUUCUGCCCCGUACAUUGCACCCGAGGAGUAUAUCGACAAAGAGUUCGAUGCUCGCGCUGUCGAUGUGUGGGCUUGCGGCGUCAUUUACAUGGCCAUGAGGACUGGUCGCCAUUUGUGGAGGGUAGCUAAGAAGGACGACGACGAGUUCUACGCUAGGUACCUAGAAGGUCGUCGGGACGAGGAGGGCUACCAACCGAUCGAAUCGUUACACAGGGCACGUUGCAGGAACGUCAUCUACUCGAUAUUGGACCCGAAUCCGUCUCGUAGAAUCACGGCGUCACAAGUUCUCAAGUCCGAAUGGGGUCGUGAGAUAAAACUUUGCAAGGCCGGAGAGGAGGGCCUUUAA